Molecule: messenger RNA, 4667 nt
Organism: Chelonia mydas (Green sea turtle)
Lineage: Eukaryota; Metazoa; Chordata; Testudines; Cheloniidae
Gene: FAAP24
Product: FA core complex associated protein 24
Exons: 6
Coding region: 213-836 (207 amino acids)
Biological process (GO): interstrand cross-link repair
Cellular component (GO): Fanconi anaemia nuclear complex
Molecular function (GO): chromatin binding
Source: RefSeq, a predicted model, not a curated record
CCCCUUAGCAACUCUCAGCCGUUACCGAUGUCUACCUUCCCGCCCUGCGUUUGCUAUUGGCGACUCUCGACUCCCAUUGGUGGUUGCCUUUGUCAAUCAUCUUCAGCAUUGGGCGCGGCUCUGGUCUGGUUUGCUGGCUGCCGCGUGAGCGGAGGACGGCGGUGCUGGCGGCACUGGACGCUGCUGGUAAAUAACAAGUAAAAGGAGUUUAAAUGACAGCAAAAGAAACCACUCCUGUCAAAGCAGGAGCUGUCAGUGUCCCUUACGGACAUGUGAUUGGAAAUGAGAAAUGGAGAGGGUCACAGAUAGCUCAAGGAUUACAAGGGAAAAUUAAGCUAAUUCUUGAAGAUGGCUUAGGACUUGUGGAUUUUCAUCUUUCAAACAGAUCUUGCAUUUUGUAUAUUUCUGAAGCAGAUUUGGUGGCAGGAAAUGGCUUCAAAAGACGUCUUGUUCGGUUUAGAAAUGCCAGCAGUCUUCAUGGGAUUGUGAUAGUUGAAAAAACCCAGAUAAGUGAUCAAUACUUUCCGGCAGCGCAGAAGUUUAUUGUGCUAGAACUUGGAAUGACAUUGCUUCCAGUGGCCAAUCAGGGAGAAGCAUCUCAACUUAUUAUCCAGCUAGUCCAUGAGCAAAGUAAGGAUCACACUAGUAACCCCUUUCUUCAUAAAAAAUGUCCCCAGCUAGUGGAGGCAUCAAUACUUCGGACAGUCCAGCAGAUUCCAGGAGUUGGGAAAACAAAAGCUCUGCUUCUCCUACAGCAAUUUGGUUGGUGUGUUCCUGUACCAUCUCCUAUGAUUGUGUUUAUAUUACACCUCUACAUUGGGGUGUACCUGUACUAGCCUUCUGGAAUGUGUUUACAUGAGUACCUAGUACUUCUUAGAAGUGCCUAUGUUUUAGCAAUGCUUGCCAAGCCAUGCCUUUGCUAAGUUCAUGUACCAGACAGUGAACCUGUAAGCAAGCGUCUGCUUUAUGACAGGACCUGACAUUUGGUCAUAGCAUGGCUUUUGCAUCUUGCACCAGGCCCCAGGCUCUCUCUCUAGCACAGCAGGCACUUCAUGGGAGUAGGGCUCUUGAGGAAGGCAUGAUGCCAUGGAGUGGGAAGCAGGGAGGGGGUAGAGCACCAUACCAAUUUUGGGUCACCCUCGUGGUCAAUUUGGAAAGAAAACUGAUGUAACUCUUGGAAUUACCAGUAGAAUUAAUCUUUGUGGAGUUUCACGGCUAAAGCUGGCACAAUGGCCCUACAUCUAUAGGAAUCACCUAGGGCCUUCAUUAAGCAAAGCAUUUACACAUAGGCUUAACUGUAAGCACGUGAGUAGACCCAUCCUUUAAACACAUGCUUAAGUGCUUUGCUGGAUUGAGGCCUAGAUUCACCAGCAAUCCACGACAUCUGGCUUUGUCAAAUUAGAUAGCAUUCACUUCCCAAAGUGAGGCAGUUUUUUCAAUUUACUGAAUGUUCUUCAGGUUUAGAAAAGUAGCUGUCCCAUUACUUACCAGAGAAGUCAUCGAAUCCUGACAGCUAAUAACCUUAAUCUCAAUGUUGUGCUCUCCCAUGCUUUUGAACUUUUCCAAGACAUCAUUCACUUCCAGCCAUUUGGAAUCCAGGCCAUCAAUUGAAACAAUAUAGUCUCCUUCUUUCAGACCCUUUAACUGUAAAAUAAUUUUGUGCAAAUUAUUAGCAUCAGCUGAAGUUAUGCAAAGUUUCUUUCUCCAAAGGUAUUUUUCUCCCUUUCCAGGCUUCAUACAAAACUCAGACAUCACAGAACAAAACACCAAGCACCAUUUUAAUGCACAUAAAAUUACCCUUUUUACCCUUUUUUGCAAUACAUUAAUUUGAUUAGAGUAUAAUUAUUAUAUUUUCCUGUCUCCUGUUUGUGUUCUUUGCGUUUCUAUUUUUCUUUCAUAAAAAUCUUUAAUUUUUAAACUGUUUAGUUUGGCAUUCCCAUCAUUUUAUUAUUAGAUAUUUUAUCCUUUUCCUUUCUCACUCUUCCACUUUUUUUAAUUUGUACUUUAAUAUAAACUUAUUUAGUCUUUGCUGCAUCAUAGAAUAUCAGAAUUGGAAGGGACCUCAGGAGAUCAUCUAGUCCAACCCCCUGCUCAAAGCAGGGCCAAUCCCCAAUUUUUUUUGCCCCAGAUCCCAAAAUGGCCCCCUCAAGGAUUGAACUCACAACCCUGGGGUUAGCAGGUCAAUGCUUGCUUCUGCCUUUCACUGUGCUUUAGUUAUGCCUCUUCUUUUCUCUUGUGCAUGUUCUCUCUUCUCUGUAUCCCUCCUUUUCCCUUUCCUCCCAUUCACAAAAGAGGAUUACAUAUUAGGAAGCACCGGCACAUUCUAUUCCCUCCCAUACGCUUUCUCCUUCGUUUCCUGAUAUUUGCCUCUACGCACUGCCCUUUUUCUCCCCCUUCUCUCUCAUGGCUUUUCUUCUUCCAGCCUUCUGAAAUAGAUGGUGAAUAAUGUAUUUGAUUAUGGUACUUGUGGGUCAUCUUUAUUUAUUAAAUGUACACAAAAGAAGGAAUCAGUCCUAUUUUAAAUUCGUAAUCUUCACAUUAGAGUUAGAUAAUGUUAAAGUUAACACUGCACUGUUAACCUGCUCAAAUUGCAGGUGCUGUAUGUAGUAUGGCAUUGCAUUUAACAGCUUAAUUAAAAUUCAGAAAUACUCCACAUGCCAAUGCAAGUGAGCUGCAUUUCCUGAAUUCAGGUGUUCAAAUUAUUACUUUAUCACUGCAUUUACCUUGUCUUUUUUGCAUUUAAAACAGAUAAUUUCUAAUGUUGGUGUGUUAGUGUAUUACAUUUAGUUCUUUAAAAAACACACUGAUGUGAUUGGUACAGAGAAUAUUUUAUUUGCACAAAUCUGGGUGCCUUACUGUUGCAUAUGACUUGGCUAGAUUGAGAAAUCACAGCAGACUUAGAAGAACCUAGAGAGAAAAUUAUUAAAACUCCACUCUCUACUUACUGCAGCAGAACAGCAGGGAUCGAGACAGUGAACUUGCACGGGUGGGCCCCUUUUAAGAGUGAAUCCCAGUUCCCCUUCUUGACAAUGGAAAUGAAUAGUGCGUGGCACUGUCCAUCUCUGCUUGGCAGAAAACACAGGCAAUGGGCCCUGUAGGAUGCAGAGUGGCAGAACAUAGUCAUUAACAGCAAAAUGGCUCACAAGCAAGUAUUAGGCAUUAUAGUGUGCUACCUACCAGCCUCUCAAAGAAGUCUUUCACUUUCACCUUGGAGAACUGAGGAACAACCAUUUCUACUUUAUGCUCUGUUUUCGCUAAAACAAAAGUGAAAAAACAAACUAGUUUUCAAGUUCCAGAUUGACGACCAAACACUGAAAAAGCUUCUAUUGGCAGGAUGGGCAGAGGAAGCUUCACAUGCUACCCUUUUUACACUCAAGCUAUUAGUUUCUCUUACACCGCUAGUAGACUGUAGGACAAGUAAGCUUGUCAGAACUCAACUUUUUAUUUUUUUUUAUAAUUUUAACAAAUAUCAAUGUUUUUAUUUUUAAGAGCUUUUUUUUUUUAAAUCAAUUUAAAUGUUCACAGAGGGCCAGACAAUUAUUUAAUGACAGACACAGAUUCAAAACAGUAAAACUAUUAAAACCCAAAUUGUAUAUUUUGAUAUAUGAUGUUGACAAAGUAAAUAUCUUUCAACUCCAAUAAGUUCUAAAGCAGUAUUUUUCUUUCUUUGCCAAUUUGUAAAUUUUGUUGGAAAUAUUUGUGUGCACGUGUACAGCAAAACUGACAUUUAUCAACAUUUGCCAAUUAAAAAUCUAAUCUUUCCAAGCCUCAGGAUAAAUCAACAUAUGGACACAGACAUCAUUAUGUUAGCAAAAUGAAAUGUCAGGUUCCACAAGGCUUCUUCAGAAUAUAUACUAAAAAUCCAAGUAGAGCUCAACAAACAAAAGAAAGAACCCAGUCUGUUUAUGCUUUUUAAAGGGUAGAUGGUCUGGAUUGAUGCAGGAGGAAGCAGUAGCAUUCAAGUUCACAGUCAACUAACUUCUCUUUCCUCUAUGCUCUCCUAUAGUAUAGAUCUUAUGCCAAUAACUGUGGGAAGAGAUUAAAAAUGUAAAGCAAAGUAAACCACAUUUUAUAGCCAGAGAGAGAUUUUAACAAAGAGAAGGUGCUUUCUUCACCCACCAUAGCCCACUAUAUCUGAAAGAUGCAUUCACCAAAGACUGACAUACUUCCAGGAGGCCUUCUUACAAUCAUCCCCUAAAUAUGAAGGUGCAGAGGAGGCUUCCUGAAAUCUCAUCUCAGGCAACCAGCCUAUAUGGUAUGAAUGUGCUUAGAAGCACCAAAGUAGCAAAACUACACAAUUCUUUCACUGUUACUUAGGGACUAAUCAACAGACUAAGUUCACUGCACAAAACGUGCUUCUCCAUGCUCUUUGGCCACAAUUUUUUUGGUUUGUUACUUGAGACACCUUUAAAGGGAGCUGGUUUUUCAGAAGUGGGUGCUCACCACUUUCUGAAAACUAGGCUCCUUUUAACAUGCCUUAACUUGGACACCCAAAAUCGCUAGUCCCUUUGGAAAAUCUUGAUUUUCAGUUGGGGAUACUUACGAAGGACAGAGGAUGCUUCCAUUAAACUCAGGAAGUCAUCUUCCUGCUCAUGCUGAGCAUACUUGGUAAGUGAACGCUUGUGAGCAACUGACAGGAUCUCCUGAAGAAUGUCAAUAUUCCGAAG